GCUGCACUGCACCAAUCAAACAAACACGGUCUCUCCUCCCCGUCCCUGAAGUUUCAAACUCCAUUUCCGCCCCUCGCAAAGGCACCGUCCGCUCCGGCGUUUCUUGGCCCGGAAGCACGCUCCUUUCUCCAAUCUCUACACACCAUGCGACAUGCCUUGCGAGCUGCUAAUGUAAUGCCCACUCCUACUCGGUUUUGCCUUGUCCUCCCUUUACUUCUUGGCCAAAGCCCCGAUUAUAGGUGGCGCGUCUCGUCACCCUACUACUUGGCCCCCAAGAGACCGCCUCCUUUCUUUACCCUUGAAUUGAUCAUCGCAAGCCUGCACUGCGUACUGCACCUCCGUGCCCUCCCGUCCUCUCUCGCUCCUGUGCUCCUGUCCAUCCAACAUCCUCCAUUCCUCCUCUGCGAUCAGCGGCGCACCGCCGCCGGUUUCUCGAUCGGUUCAGUGGCAGCCAUUCUUGCAGCUCCAGGGCGUGUGCUUUUCUGGUAAAGCGUGCUGCCCCGUGUGUGCUGUGCCUUGGACCGGAGCAAGGAAUAUUUCAGAGUUCUUCAGCACGGGGAGGUAUCUUCGAACUAGAUGCAUCACAAAGUUCCUGCGUGAGGAUCUUUGCGCGGCAAACCGCGAGAUUUCUUGGGUGGAAAUGGAAAAGGGAGGGUUCAAGAUGUUCAACAUAGUCUCAUCCUGGAACAAGAGGAGGAGAAGCAGAUCUCUUGAUCAGCUAAAUCCAUGGGUGUACAAGCCUGCUGAACUAUGGCAGGCCAAGGAGCAGAGCCCGCUGCCGAAGAAGCGCAGCAGCACGAUGGUGUUCACCCUCAAGGAGAUGGAGGAGGCCACCAACAUGUUCAGCGACCGGAACCUCAUCGGCAAGGGCGGCUUCGGCCGGGUUUACAGAGGCGUGCUCAAGGAUGGCCAGAUCGUCGCCAUCAAGAAGAUGGACCUGCCUACCUCCAAGCACGCCGACGGCGAGCGCGAGUUCCGGGUGGAGAUCGACAUCCUGAGCAGGCUAGACCACCCCAACCUGGUGACGCUGAUCGGCUACUGCGCCGACGGGAAGCACCGGUUCGUGGUCUACGAGUUCAUGCCCAGAGGCAACCUCCAGGACAUCCUCAAUGGCAUUGGGGAGGUGAGGAUGGACUGGCCGCUGCGGCUGCGGAUUGCGCUGGGCGCGGCGAGGGCGCUGGCGUACCUGCACUCGAGCACGGCCGUCGGCGUCCCCGUCGUCCACCGGGACUUCAAGUCCAGCAACAUUCUCCUCACCGAACACUUCGAGGCCAAGAUCUCCGACUUCGGGCUCGCCAAGCUGAUGCAGCAGGACCAGGACCUGCACACGACCACCCGGGUGCUGGGCACCUUCGGCUACUUCGACCCUGAGUACGCGCUGACGGGGAAGCUGACGCUGCAGAGCGACGUGUACGCGUUCGGCGUGGUGCUGCUGGAGCUGCUGACGGGGCGGCGCGCCAUCGACCUGAGCCAGGGGCCCCAGGAGCAGAACCUCAUCGUGGGGAUCCGCCAGGCGGUGGGCGACCGGAAGAGGCUGCGCCGGGUGGUGGACCGGGACAUGGCCAGGGGGUCCUACACGGCGGAGUCGGUGUCCAUGUUCGCCGGGCUCGCCGCGCGGUGCGUCUCCUUCGACGGCGCCGCCCGGCCGUCCAUGCCGGACUGCGUCAGGGAGCUCCAGCUCAUCAUGUACGCCAACAUGAAGAUCUGAGCGCUCGGGUGCCUGGAGCCUGGAGGUGGGUUUUGAGACGCUGGUGGAUUGGAAUUGCAACUUUUGUUUGGUAGAAACAAAAAUUGGAGAGGAUUGAUCUCACGGUCGUGAUGUACAGGGUUAUAGUAAGGAGUAACUUCUCAUUGCGAUAGGAAUGCAUCUUUGGUCUGCAAAAAGGGCAAUGCUUUAUUUUUUUUGGAAAAAAACAAAGUGGACACCAAACAAUAAAGGCUCUGUUUGGGACCGCAAUUUCUUCUACGAGAUUGAAGAGAGAUCUCGCAUGGCUGUCAUAUGCGUACAAAAUUUGUAAAUCCUCGUACGCGUUCAAAAUUUGUAAAAAAAUAUAUAUGACUGGAGAAAUUACAAGUGUUUCAAUUUUAUAGAAUAGAAAAAAUUUCUCGAGAGAAUAUUAUAUAAA
Messenger RNA from Panicum virgatum (switchgrass), 2126 nucleotides. Its product is annotated as probable serine/threonine-protein kinase PBL28. The record is from RefSeq and is a predicted model, not a curated record. Lineage: Eukaryota; Viridiplantae; Streptophyta; Magnoliopsida; Poales; Poaceae. Gene Ontology annotation, molecular function: protein kinase activity; ATP binding. Gene Ontology annotation, biological process: protein phosphorylation. The coding region runs from base 641 to 1708 and encodes 355 amino acids. The transcript has 7 exons.